Molecule: messenger RNA, 1296 nt
Organism: Adineta steineri
Lineage: Eukaryota; Metazoa; Rotifera; Eurotatoria; Adinetida; Adinetidae
Source: the annotation of a GenBank genome assembly
AUGGAGUGUCGACCUGUAACGAUCGAACGUUUGCCUGAUAAUCAAGGUUAUGCUGGUGAAUUAAGACAAACUACAGAACUACCGAAUUAUUCUUGUAGUGAAAAUAAUGCUUCGAUUCGGUUUACAUUAUCUUCAUCAUUUCAUUCAGCAUGGAAUUCGGCAUCAACUUGUUCUUUACAACAAUGUAAUGUAAACUUAACUAAUAAUAAUAACGAUAAUUGUCGUUCAACAUCAACACCUUGUUUUGAUUAUCGAACAAUAAAUAAUAUUAGUUAUUGUGCACCUGGUAUUUUAUGUUCAAUAUUAGAAAAAUGUAAUAAUAUUACACAAACAUGUUUAUCGAAUAAUUCAAUAUGCAUUGUUAAUUCAUGUUGUUCAUCACAAGCAGUAUGUUUACCAUUUUUAGCAACACAAAUGUGUAAAACAGGAUGGUUUUCUACGGCCAAUAUGACUGAUGCACGAGCUGGUCAUAAAGCGUCUGUAUUAUCAAAUGGAAAAGUAUUAGUUACUGGUGGAGAACAAACUCGUGGCAUUACUUUAAAUAGUGCUGAAUUGUAUGAUCUAUCAACAGGCACUUGGACAACUACUAGUAACAUGACUAAUGCACGAGAAACGCACACAGCAACUGUAUUAUCGAAUGGAAAAGUGUUAGUUACUGGUGGAGCUGGUAGUGGUUAUAUUUCUUUAAAUAGUGCUGAGCUGUAUGAUCCAUCAACAGGCAUUUGGACAACUACUGGUACUAUGACUAAUGCACGAGCUUGGCAUACAGUAUCUGAAUUAUCAAAUGGAAAAGUAUUAGUUACUGGUGGAAACGGUAAUAGUAGUGUUUUAAAUAGUGCUGAGUUGUAUGAUCCAUCAACAGGGACGUGGACAACUACUGGUAGCAUGAUUGAUGCACGACAAUUUCACACAGCAUCUGCAUUAUUAAAUGGAAAAGUGUUAGUUACUGGUGGAGUUGGCACUGGUUUUAUUUCUUUAAAUAGUGUUGAGGUGUAUGAUCCAUCAACAGGUACUUGGACAAUUACUAGUAACAUGAAUAAUGUACGAUGGUAUCACACAACAUCUGUAUUAUCAAACGGAAAAGUAUUAGUUACUGGUGGAAACGGUAAUAGUAGUGUUUUAAAUAGUGCUGAGUUUGCUGAGUUGUAUGAUCCAUCAACAGGUACUUGGACAACUAUUAGUAACAUGAAUAAAGAACGUGCUUUUCACACGGCAUCUGUGUUAUUAAAUGGACAAGUAUUGGUUACUGGUGGAUUUGAUCAUAGUGAUUAUUUAAAUAGUGCCGAAUUAUAUUAA